Sitodiplosis mosellana (orange wheat blossom midge) is the source of this 6072-nucleotide messenger RNA. Its product is annotated as leucine-rich repeat-containing protein 15. The record is from RefSeq and is a predicted model, not a curated record. Gene Ontology annotation, molecular function: protein binding. The transcript is spliced from 3 exons. Bases 4269 to 5465 code for a protein of 398 amino acids. NCBI's taxonomy places the organism in Eukaryota, Metazoa, Arthropoda, Insecta, Diptera, Cecidomyiidae. Gene Ontology annotation, cellular component: membrane.
UUGGAAGCCAAUGGACUCCUCUUCAUUUUUAUACUGUAAAUGCGUUUAAAUAACACAACGCAUACGAGUCAGCAGCUGAGCUCAGCAACUGACUUCAGUUAGCGCUGCUGACAUAAGCUCAUAACACGCUGUAAAAUUAUCAUUUUAUUUUUAUUUUUUUGAAAAAGUGUUCAAAUUCAUUAUUCAAAAACUUGAAUUCUCGAAAUUCAUUGAAAUAUAAUAUAAUAUUAGUCGGACCAAGAAUUUUUAGUUCGAUCUCACACCAAACAUGUGUUUCAUUAGCAAUUGAAAUUGUUUUUAUAUGGAAAAUGAUUGAAAACACCUUCAAGGCGUCGUUAGUCUAAUUAUACAAAUGAAGACGAUAAAUUUUCAUUAGAUUACGCAGUACAUUAACUUUUAUGUCAUGGUGAAAAUAUUUAACAGCCACAAAAUUUCUAUAGAGUCAAUUUUAAAUGGAUCCUUUGUAAUGGACACUUAUUUCGGAGAUAAAAAAUUGUGCGAAAGGUGUCAUAAAGUUUCCCAUCAGAUUCGAAAUCAAUAGAAUUUAACUUUCUUGAAUCUCACAUCCAAUGCUAUAUUGAAGUGGAUUAUUUGAAAGCGUAAUCAAUUGUUCAAAGCUGUAUCGAAAGCUGUAGAGGUUUUAGAGACUGAUCCAAAAAAAAGUUGGUCGUUUAUAAAAAAAGCCGACCAGUUUCGAAAAAUAGUAUACCUAAAAAAAAAUGGAUUUGGCGCAAAAAAAUCAUAUAGUUAGUUUUUGCCGCAAAUUGGCUGGAAUAAUAGAAUUGGUCGAAAUUUUGCGAUCUAAAAUGGCUUCAGAAAACACUGUCAUGAAAAUUUUGAUAUGGGACUUGCUCCACCAAUUUCUAUGGUAACCAUAUGAUUUUUUUGCGCCAAACCUAUUUUUUCGAGGUAUAUAUUUCGAAACUGGACGGCACUUUUUAUAAGCGACCAAUUUUUUUUUUGGAUCAGUCUAAAGUUCUAUCUAUCUUAAAAAAUAAUUGAGAAAUAUAGUAUUUGCUUUCAAAUUCUCCAUAGUCAAAGCAUGUGGAGAUGAUGAUAUGAAUCCCUGUUGAGAUAUUCAAAUGAUCAUUUAUAUGGUUUUUACACGUUUGUAUCGAAAUAAUAUCGAAUUGCAUUCCGAAAUCUUAUUUCAAUUCCGUAAUUUUGUCAGCUUGUAAAAGUGAGUCACUCCGUCUAAAAAAUGAAAUUUCCAUCAAUUACAUGAUAAUAGUCUAGAUACAAUGGAAAACAUAUAAAAAAAACUGUAAUGCUAUUUGAAUUCAAAUGAAAAUAACAGCUGUUUGCAAAACAAAUCUCACAAUCACAGAGUGCUCUAUAGUUUCUCUAACGUUACAGAAUAUUUAGAACAGUAAAAUCUUACUUUUUUGUGGACUUUAACUUUCGUCUCAAACGAAACGGAAAAUGUAUCCAUCGAGUUGUUCUUCAGAAUUGAAAAAUUGGAUUUGUGAAUGUAGGCUGCACCAUGAAGGGGAAAAUAAGUCUAAUCCGGUCUCAUUUCUGACUCGGAACUAUCGAAAUUAGUAAUUAAUUAUUUACCUACGUUUUUUCCAGGGAAUGGUUUCACAUAAAUUUAUUUAUAUAAAUUUCAAAUAUCAAAUAGCUGGUUAAAUUUAUCCGAUAUUUUUCAUGCGUUGCGUUGUUGUAACGCAUCCACACACAGCCUGGAAACCAAUGACAACUGGGCAAUCACUUUGCCAUUUCGUCGAUUGUCCCUAUCGGGCGUCGCGUAAAACCGAAUGUUUCCAUACGUUAAAAACGCAUGAAAAGAGCCGGUUUUACGCACAUGCCUUUAUGUAAGUGCAAACGUCGCGUAAAAUCGGAUCUUUUCAUGCGACGACUCGCUCAAUUGUUACGCUGGCCACCGCAUUUUCUAGCAGCACAAUCGCUGUUGCCAGUCAGUGCCAUGAUGUGCAUCCAAGUACAAACUUGAUAUUUCCUUCCGGAUCUGCCAAGUCAAAUUUGAGGCUGAUCCGAGCGGAAUUUAGCAAAAAUAAUGCGAUUUAGCAUUCCUAUAGGGAAAACUUUACUUCCAGAACAUAUUGGACAAGGUCGUGUCCACCUGUUCCACAGGAUUCGCUUCCAGAUUUGCCAAUAUUUCAUAAAUGCUUUUUUGAAUAUAAUUCGGGAACAAGAUUAGCUAUGUUCUGGAAGUAAAGUCGCAUUAUCUUUGCCAAAUUUCGCUCGGAUCAGCCUCAAAUUUGACCUGGCAAAUCCGAAAGUAAAUAUGAACUUUGUACUGUGGAUGCGUUACAACAACGCAACUUUUGAAAAAUAUCGGAUGAAUUCGAGUUUGUUCGAGUUUCAACCAAACAUGGACCGAACAUAAACUUGAUUUUUGCGUGAAUUCAACAAUUGAACUGAACACCGAACGAACAUGAACAAGAGAUUUUCUUUUUGGAUAAUUUUGAACCGAACAUGAACGAACUCCAACACAGUUUGACCAUGUUCGAAACAGAUAUGAUUUUUGAACAUUGUUCAAUUCAAUUGAACCCUGAUGUGAACGGAUACAAAUGUGGUUUAAAUCGUUUUAAUUUUGAAAUUUCUUAUGUUCAGUUCAACAAAUGAACAAAUUUCGAACGAACUUGAACUGGACUUGAAAUCGCCCAAACAUUGAAAAUCAUGUAUUAACGAAUUAUUAUUUUCAUUCAUUUGUACUGCCUUUGUUAUGUCAUUAAGUUAAAAUUUAUAUGGUUAUUAAACUGUUUUCAAGGUGAUGGACCCGAAUUUACCAAUUUACCCUUUAGUUUUCAAAAUAAUUUCUUUUUUAUUUCUUACAAUUCAAUUAUACGGUCAUCCACGUUGAACUUUUAAUUAUGUUGGUUUCGACGAAAACUGCCGCUAAAAGCCGGUGUCGAAUUAUAUGUCCGCAUAAUUAGGAAUACAGAAAAUAAAUAUUUCUUGACUGAAUUUGUAGUUUGUAAUCGGGAAAUGGUUAAAAUGAACGUAUAAGAAAAUAUAUAGAAAAUAAAUGAAUUUUAAAUCCUUGAAAAAAAUGUGGUACAACAUUCAUUAUUCUCUUUUUCUAGAGGUGAAAAUUGACAUUUGAAAAUAUGGUGAAAUGGUAAGCCCGUCUACAGUAAUUUGGAACAACGCCUUUUUGAGGUCUGAUUUUUAAAUCAAAUUGUAGGGGAGGUACAUCUCAAUCGACGUACGUUUUCUACCGGUUUUCCGAAAAGCAAAAUACCACCAUUCUGGCUACAGUUUGAAAAAAAAAAAAUCAUUCUAUAAUUCAGCUUUGGCUCAAUUUAGUUUUCCAUAUUCAAAAAAACUGAAAAACGGGAGGAUGGUAUAACAUCUUCCAAAUACUGCGUGGAUUAGAAAUGGAUGCAGCAGCCAUAUAUUAAUAUUAAGUCUGGUUUUCAUCACGCUGUACUGUUUAGAAAUUGCUCAACUGAUAUUUAAAGUGGAAAUAAAAAAUAAAAAAAUCUCUAUACCGAAGUGAAGUCAAGGAUUGACGUAAUAGCGUAUUAUAGGAAAUGAGCCAAUUUUCGGCCGGAAAAAAUAUUUGAUUUUGAUGUUUAUGCUCUAUUAAUCAAUUAUUGAAUGGUUAAGGUAUAUAUUUAAAGAAUAAUGAUACACUUUAGCUUUCUGAUCAGAAAUCUUUCAUUCAAAAUGAAUAAACAAAGUAAGAUUCUAUAAAUAGAAUGUAUGCAUUGUUUGAAAAAUCGUCGGGCAAAUAUAUGAAUAAUACUACGGCGUACUGCAUAAUUCAUGGCCAGUAACAUAGAGUGGAACAUGUAACACGAAACAGCGAAUAUCAAAGUGAAGCAGAAAUGUAAAGAAGAACCAGUUGCCAGUUUCUAUAUGUUUGUAUUAGUGGUAUAGGUAUGUGUUACGUGACUGUCUGUCGUUUUGGUGUAAAGUUUCAUUUGGUUCACAAUCAUCAUUAUAUCUAGCCAACUAUAAGACCCACACGAACUCAAGUCUCAACAGCAAAUGAAUCUUGAAGAAUAUUCAAUUCAAUUUAUUUUUAAGUGAAUAAAUAAAACUACGUUCCACAACUUGAAAUUAUAUAUAUUAUUUGGGUAAUUGUUUAUUUUUAAGAAAUAAUAAUUUCAUUGGGCGUUUUCCUCACUAGAACUCUUUAUAUUGUAAUUGUUUUUGGAAAGUAAAGUGAUGACAUAAUUAAGAUCAUAUAAAAUUAAGUUGGUUUUUGAUGGCAUAUAGUGAACACUGUAUAUUUUUUGUGUUAUUAUUAUUAAUAUGAAACAAAAUAUAAUAAAGUGAUGUAGUUUGUCUAUCGAAAGAUGUUCAAAGGUCUAGUAUUCAGUUAUCUCAUCGUUGGAGUUGUAUUUAAGCUUAUAUCGGCUGGGAAUGGCAGCUGUGGGCCUGCUUUCAAGGGAAAGUGCUGGUGUGGCAGAACAGAGUAUGACCGAAUUCGCCAAUUCGUUGUUAAUUGCACGAGUGAAGGAUUCUCAGAUACAUCGGUGCUUGCAAACAUGCCCAGAGAAGUAGAAGUUCUCAUAUAUACGGGAAACGUUCUUGUGCAACUACCCUGGAAUAUUUUCGGCACCAUUAAUGAAUAUCCAAAACUUCGGGUAAUUGAUAUGUCGAACAAUCACAUCAACGAAAUACGCGGUAAAACAUAUCACCAUGUCCAUCAUGUGGAAAGAUUAAUUUUGAAUCACAAUAAUCUGAGCAUAUCUCCUUCACUUGGAAGUGAAGAUGAAGCCAAUCACUUACAUCCGCGGAUAUUUUCGAAUUUUCUCAAUUUAAGGGCAUUACACCUGACUAAUGCAUUCGCAGACUAUUAUUCACCGGAGCUAAGUCAAGAUCUACACGCGAUUUUUGUCAAAAGCAAUCUAACGCUACUAACAAAGCUUCAUCUGGAACAAAACGAAAUUAGCCAUUUCAAAGAUCGCAAUGUUUUUUGUGAUCUUCCCCAGCUAGAAGAUCUUCAUUUAGGUGAUAAUAAUUUGAAAGAGCUGAAUUUCAAUGUGAUGUGUCUCCAUCACUUACGGUUUUUGGAUUUGGAACGUAAUCGAUUUGAAUUUGUUAAAAUGCGGGACAUAGAAGCACUCGAAAUGCUUGAAAAUGCAGCUGGGCGAACCGAAAGGUUGAUUUUGGAUUUCAGUCUGAACCCAUUUGACUGCAGUGACUGCACAAUAUAUCCAUUCGUAAGCUGGUUACGUUCGACAAACGUAACAAUUCGUGACAAAGAUAGACUUAGAUGCUAUCGUAGUGAAGAUGAUGCUGAACGAAUUGCCGCCAUUAAUUUGAAGUGCAAAGUCAAAUCACAACAUCAUAAUACGACUGAUGGACACCAAGUGUUUUUAGUAUUCUUUCUAGUAGUACUCAUAUGCAUUUUGAUUGGUAUGAUCGGCGCCAUUUUGUACGUUAGCAAGGAUCGAAUAAAACAUUUUGUAUCUCCAGUCGUGUCGUCAAGAAAAGUCCACUAUACUACAAUAAGAGAUGAUGAAGUAGCUCAAGAAGUUCAUGUGUGAACAUGAGCCCGACCAUCAAUUUAGGAAAUAGAAGAAUAAAUUGUUUGAUUAUUAUUUUAUGUGCUAUGUUAUCAGCUCUAUGUAAGCAGACAUGAGUUUGUUUAUGUUGAAAACAUUGUUUCUCACUGGCAGUUAAUUGUAGCUAAAAAGAUUUUAGCAGUUUCUUUUUUUGUUUUGUUUUCAUUCGGACAAGUCAAUUCGAAAUAGAUUAUGGAUUUUAAUAUACGUUCUUUUUUGUAUUCAAAUAAGGCAAUCAACAACUAGAUUUUUUUAAAAUAAUCCAUGCAUUAAUUAUUUUGAAAAUUUUCCCAUUCAGCAUUCAAAAUUAAGUUAAUUGAUCAAUCAUGACGAAUUUCGAAAGUAUCAAGUCUUUCGGUGGUUUCUAUUUGUUGAACUUGAGAAAGCUUGACCAGAAAAAUUCUUAAGUUUUAGAGAUUUUAAAUAUUUUCAAACGUAUGUUAAAUGUUUUGAUCAGAUCAGUGCCAUAGGCGAUGACAUUUUUAGAUUUAGAAUUCAAAUUUUGGUAUGCACUCUUCUAAUUUGUUAACGAAACUACUGUGAUGUAAAUAAAAAAAAAAUUAUAUUUAUGGUUUUUGUAUGAAAUGUU